Eublepharis macularius is the source of this 3960-nucleotide messenger RNA. RefSeq names its product RUN and FYVE domain containing 2 (gene RUFY2). Bases 1 to 1920 code for a protein of 639 amino acids. Lineage: Eukaryota; Metazoa; Chordata; Lepidosauria; Squamata; Eublepharidae. Gene Ontology annotation, molecular function: metal ion binding. The transcript has 18 exons. The record is from RefSeq and is a predicted model, not a curated record. Gene Ontology annotation, cellular component: cytoplasm.
AUGGAGAAGGAGGAUGAGGGGGGCUGGCGAAGGGCCGGGAAAGGAGCAAAGGCUGGAUCCUCGCUGAGCUGCUCCGGCAGCUGCUGCUCCUCGCUGGCCAUGGCUGUGAAAGAUCCAACAGCAGUGGAACGAGCAAAUUUAUUGAAUAUGGCUAAAUUGAGUAUCAAGGGACUCAUCGAAUCUGCUCUGAGCUUUGGACGAACUCUUGAUUCUGAUUAUCCACCUUUGCAACAGUUCUUUGUUGUUAUGGAGCAUUGCCUGAAACAUGGCCUUAAAGUAAGAAAAUCUUUUCUGAGUUACAAUAAAACCAUCUGGGGCCCUUUGGAGCUUAUAGAGAAGCUGUACCCAGAAGCUGAGGAGAUUGCUGCCAGCGUGAGAGACCUACCUGGUCUCAAGACUCCAUUGGGACGUGCUCGAGCUUGGUUACGAUUGGCACUGAUGCAAAAAAAGAUGGCGGACUAUCUACGAUGUCUCAUCAUUCGGAGAGACCUUCUCAGUGAAUUUUAUGACUAUCAUGCCCUGAUGAUGGAAGAAGAAGGCGUCGUUAUUGUUGGGUUACUUGUUGGCUUGAACGUAAUAGAUGCCAACCUCUGUGUGAAAGGAGAAGACUUGGAUUCACAAGUUGGUGUGAUUGAUUUCUCUAUGUAUUUGAAGAACGAAGAUGAUACAGAAAGCAAAGAAAGAAGUGACCAUAUUGCUGCUAUAUUGGAUCAAAAGAAUUAUGUUGAAGAAUUAAACCGGCAGCUGAAUAGCACAGUCAGCAGCCUCCAUGGACGUGUCAAUUCUCUAGAGAAAUCAAACACCAAGCUAAUUGAAGAGUUAGCAAUAGCCAAAAACAACAUCAUCAAACUUCAAGAAGAAAAUCAUCACUUAAGAAGUGAGAAUGCACUCAUUUUAAUGAAAACACAGCGGCACCUAGAGGUGAACAAAGUGGAUGCUGAAACAGAACUCCAGACAUACAAACACUCCAGGCAGAGCUUGGAUGAAAUGUACAAUGAAGCACACAGACAACUUAGGGAAGAAUCACAAUUAAGACAAGAUAUAGAGAACGAGCUGAUGGUUCAAGUUGGAAUGAAGCAUGAGAUAGAGCUUGCAAUGAAGUUGCUGGAGAAAGAUAUACAUGAAAAACAAGAUACCCUUAUAAGCCUACGGCAACAAUUGGAGGAAGUCAAAGCAAUAAAUGUAGAAAUGUACCAAAAGCUGCAGUGUUCUGAUGAUGCCAUGAAAGAGAAGAAUGAAAUAAUUGGCCGUCUGGAGGAUAAAACCAAUCAGAUCACUGCAACUAUGAAGCAAUUGGAGCAAAGAUUGCAGCAAGCAGAGAAGGCUCAAAUGGAGGCAGAGAAUGAGGACAAGAGAUUUAAGCAAGACUAUAUGAGUAAAUCUGAAAGUCUGCAGAAAGAAAUCGCCCAAAAGGAGAAACAAUUGGGUCAGCUAGAGACAGAUUUGAAAAUAGAAAGAGAAUGGCGACAAACCAUGAAAGAAGACAUUAAAAAGGAAAAAGAAACAUCAUCUUCCUUGAAGACAGCAACCCAACAAAUCGUUCCACUGAAAAAGGAGUUCCUUAAAUUACAGGAAAAAAACAAGCAGUUGAAAAAUCUAUGCCAUGACCAAGAGGAAGCUCUCCAAGAACUAGCUGGCAAACUGAGCGAGUCAAAGCUUAAAAUAGAAGAUAUUAAAGAAGCAAACAAAACAUUGCAGGGGCAGGUCUGGCUAAAGGACAAAGAAGCUACCCACUGCAAAUUAUGUGAAAAGGAAUUUUCUCUAUCCAAAAGGAAGCAUCACUGUAGGAACUGUGGUGAAAUUUUCUGUAAUUCCUGCUCUGACAAUGAACUUCCUUUGCCAUCCUCACCAAAGCCUGUACGAGUCUGUGAUUCCUGCCAUGCAUUGCUCAUACAGAGGUGCUCUUCCAGUGUGCCAUGAGUGUCAUUUGUGGAUUUACAGAAUGUUGAACUUUCGCGAUAAGAGAUGCUGUACAGAUGUUUCAUGUAACCACCCAAUCUGAAACCAUUGUGUUAUUGUAAUAGUCCUGCAGUGCCAGCAUGAGGCCAUUGUAUAAUGCUGUGCCAAUGCAGUGAUUGGCAUGCCUUAUCUUAAGAAUGUAUUAGUCUGUACAACACAUCUUACAGUUGUUCCUUAAGGAUAUCGACAUGGCUUUGCGUAUUCCAUGCAGCUGCUAUUUUGCCAUUCAAGAUUUGCAUCCUUGGCCGUUUUUUUUUUUUUUUUAAAUGUUCCUAGCCUGGCAACACAUUGGCAGGAGCUCUGGACAAGAGAUUCAGUAUCCAGUGCACAACUUUGUAUUCCCCCUUCCCAUUACCUAUCAACAACAAAAAUAUUAUUUGAAGUCCUUCAUUAGAGACACAACUAACAAGUGCACAUUAAAUAUAAGCAAAUGGUUUCACUGACAUAAUAUUUGUUGGCCGAAUCUUUUCCUUGGGAUAGAAUUUGGCAUAUAUGCCCUCAAUUUAAUAAUUUAGCAACUUUUGGCUCUCAAGAUCCCUGUCUUUUACUGCAUCUGUUUCUGUACAUCUGUGAUAGAAGGUGGUCUGACAUAGGAUGGAAGUGGUUGUGCUUGAGCUGCAUGCAGGUGGGGCUCCACCUCAGAGACAGGCCUACAAACAUCCCUGAAUGACUUCCUACAUGGAUCUUGCAUGCAGGAUCUCUUAGUACCUCAGUAUGGGGGAAGGUAACUUCCCAACUUGCAUAAUGCACAGAGUGUCAUAGGAAAAGCUUGGAUAAGGAGGACUAGAGUGAAAUCCCUGCACCAGAUGGUAGCCCACCUGAGGAAUCACAGAAAUGUGCUUAAUUCCUUUAAAUAUAUCCCCUUAGUUUUGAAACUAACAGAUGGAUGACAUUGAGAACUUUUAUACUCUGUUGGGGUCUAAUCCCUGGUAUCUCCCCACAAUAAUACAGCAUAUAUAUGCUACAGAACGUUAAAGAACAAAGGACACUUGCUGACUUCACUGGGGUUUGUUUUGGCUUCUGAGAGCAGGUAUGUAACUAGGAAGCAACUUGUACAGUCAGGAACCCAUUUCUAGCCAGUUGCAUAGCCGAUGGGAAAUGGGAGGCAUAUAGAAAAUGAGAAAUCAAGACAGCACCAGGUAAGGAGCCGUUGUUGGUCUGCAGCAGAAGAGCAAGAUUUGGGUCCACUAGCACCUUACUUAGAGCCUAACAAGAUUUCCAGGAUACAAGCUUUCAAGAGUCUAAGUUCCCUUUGUCAGAAAUAAGAGAUUAAAUAAAAACAAAUAAUUGAAGCAAAUGAUUGUACAGCAAAAAUUUUAAAGCAUAAAACGUUCAUUAAAGCAUGAGUUCACAAGAUGUGUACAAAAAAUAAUUCUUCAGUAAUUCAUUUUAAAAUUGGGGUAAUUGGACACUUUUGUUAAUAUGGUAGUUUUACAAAGGCACCAGAAUGUUCUCAGUAUCUACAGAAUAUCUGAAGGUACAAGCCUCAUUUUAAGAUUCACAAGACUAUAUUAUGUACAUGUCAUGCAAAUGUCUUUAUUAAUUGUAGGUUAUAAGCAAGCUGCCUCUUUUAUACCGGAAGAUACUUUAAAUAUUUUAAUUAUCAUUCCUAGCUUUCCUGUACACUAACUGUAAUGACAAGCCACGAAUGGACUUGGGUUAUAUUAUUUCAUUGUAUAAAAAUUAACCUUGAUAGGCAGAUUUAUUUUAAUUUAAUCCAGUUUACACUAUUUUAUUCCAGCUUCAGGACAAGUUACUACAAAUAAACCCUCUAUAAUGUGUCAUGAGAUUAUAAUGUCUGAAAACUGAGACUAGAAUAAAUGACAGAACCAGCCUCUCAGAAAGGGUUUUCUAACACUUUUUUGGAGUCAGCAGCAAGUGGGGAUGAUAGAAAAUGCCCUUGCUUGCUUUAACUCUGGGAGCACUGCAGCUAGGGGAAAGCAGGCUGAAUGUUGCCGAUUUUCCACCCUCACACACUUUCAAGAACAUGAUAGAAAAAAA